AUGGGAAGAAACUCAAGACUGAGAAACAACUCCGGUGGAUUCACAAAAAAAUUAGAUCAAAGAAAGAAUCGGGAACUUCUCAAGCAACAGAUUCGGAAGAAUCGGAAGAAUCGAAAGAGGAAACCGAUUAUCACACCACCGUUCACAGUCUCAAAGUCAGUACCCAAAGGGAUUCUGAAAUCGUUCAUCUAUGGGUCGAAAGAGAAUCAUCCAGAUCUGUAUAUAUUCUUUGAUAGUAUCAACAUCCCACUGAGAACAUUGAUACAGAAAGAACUGGAAAAUCUCAAAGGUGUGAAAGUCAGUCUGACAUUACAAGUAGAAAUGGAGAAAGGAGACGACAUAACAACCACAGACACACCAUACUUCAGGAGUGGACCAAUGACAGUCACAACAUCUCAUGAGAUUGAUGACGGUAUUCGAACGGCACACACACAAAUUCAUAGAAAUAUCGAUAAGUGGAUACAGAAUGGAUCCAACUGGCACAUCAAUCAUAUCGUCGGAUUUUACGUUGAUGUAGCAGCAUAUCAGCCAAUGAGAGGUAAAUCCUACAUUGAUUUACCGAACGAGGUCAAGAAAAAGAAGGCAAUCAUCAAUGUCAAGAAUAAGGAUGAUAAAUGUCUGAUGUGGGCACUGCUCUCAGCUCUGUAUCCAGCAAAGAAGCAUAGUGACAGGGUAACUCAGUAUACAGACUAUAUCAACAAACUUGAUCUGUUCGGAAUCGAUUUUCCAACACCACUGAGUCAAAUUUCCAAAGUCGAGAAGCAAAACAGCCUAGCUAUCAAUGUCUUUGGGUAUGAAGAUAACGUGAUCUAUCCACUACUGCUGACAAAGAAAAGAAGUGAGAAAGUGAUCAAUCUUCUACUAUACCAAAAAGAAGAUCAGAAUCACUACUUUUGGAUCAAAGAUUUCAGCAGAUUGUGCUACGAUCAGUCAAAGCAUAAAGCCAGGAAAUUCUUCUGUACAAGAUGUCUCCAACCACACAACACAGAGAAAUCCCUGAGCAAUCAUCAGGAGUAUGGUGAUAAUGUCACUGGAUUAUCAGCACACAUGGUACUACCAGAACCGGACGACGAUGGAAAUCAACCAACACUGAAGUUCAUUAAUCAUCACAAAAUGCUACAAUGUCCCUAUGUAAUCUAUGCUGACACUGAGGCACUGAUCAAGAAAAUUGAUGGAGUGAAAAGCCAACAAACCAGCCGAGAUUCACAACAUGUUCCUUAUGGUUUUGGUUAUGUCGUGGUGCGUUCUGACGGAGUGAUGACAAGUCAGUGUUUCUACCGGGGUGCUGAUGCUAUGGAUGUAUUCUUUGAUAAACUCAAAGCUGAGGAGAAGAAAAUCCAAUCAGCACUCAAUAAUCCAGCACCGAUGGAUCUCACUAAGGAACAAGAAGAAUUGUUCAGAGAGACAGAAGACUGUUGGAUUUGUAAAAAGAAACUUGGUGAUGACAGAGUCCGUGAUCACGACCACAUCACUGGUGAUUUCCGCGGUGCCGCACACAAUGACUGUAACAUCAAACUCAGAAUUUAUCCAUGCAAGGAGCACAUCCCUGUGGUUUUUCACAACCUGAAAGGCUAUGACAGUCAUCAUCUCAUCGGAGCAAUCGGCAAGACAGAUGUUGAGACCGUCACAUACACGGAUAAGGAUGGAGUGUGUAAGAGUAAAACUGUGGGUGAGAUAUCAGUCAUUCCCAACAACAUGGAGAAAUUCAUCUCAUUCACAUGGAGACAGUUCCGGUUCAUCGACAGCUGCCAGUUUCUCAAUGCGUCACUCGAUAGACUUGUGAAAACGACACCAGAUGAGUCAUUCACUCACACCAAGACCUUGUCAAACCAUCAGCUGUUGAUGAGGAAAGGGGUAUACCCCUAUGAGUACAUGAACAGCUUCUCCAGGUUCCAUGAGACUCAGCUACCAGCACAGAGUAAAUUCUAUUCUUCACUGUCUGAUGAGGGGGUGAGUGAUGAUGACUACAAACAUGCUGAGACAAUGUGGAUGAAAUUCGACUGUCAGACUCUUGGUGAUUAUCACGACUUGUAUCUCAAGACCGAAAUGUAUCUCUUGGCUGACAUCUUUGAGAAUUUCAGAGUAGAAGCUGUCAGAACGUAUCAGCUGGAUCCAGCAAAUUACUACACUCUGCCUGGAUUUGCCUGGGAUGCUCUGUUGAUGUACUCAGUGUCUGAUUUUCGGUGGGAGAAACCAUCAGAGAAACUCCUGAACAAGAUACUGAACACUCAAGAUGAUUCCUCAUCGGGGUAUAUCGUCGAGUGUGAUCUGGAUUAUCCACACGAACUUCAUGAGGAGCACAACGAUUAUCCCGUUGCUCCGGAACGUCUUUCCGUUAAUGAGGACAUGCUAUCUCCAUACCAGCAGGAGCUUGUUGAUAAACUCAAUUUUUCAGGAGUAGAUGCUCUCAAACUUGUACCAAACUUGAGGGACAAGACAAAGUACGUUCUCCAUUACCGAAACUUGAAACUCUACACUCAGCUCAGACUACGUUGUGCCAAAAUUCAUCGUGCUCUGAAAUUUACUCAGACACCGUGGAUGAGAAACUACAUCGAGAAGAAUACAGACCUCCGGAAGAAGGCAAAGGACGAUUUCUCUAAGGAUUUCUAUAAACUGAUGAACAAAUCAAACAGCUUGUUGCCAAACCAACGUACAACCGCCAUGUGA
Molecule: messenger RNA, 2667 nt
Organism: Sycon ciliatum
Lineage: Eukaryota; Metazoa; Porifera; Calcarea; Leucosolenida; Sycettidae
Exons: 2
Coding region: 1-2667 (888 amino acids)
Source: RefSeq, a predicted model, not a curated record